This is a messenger RNA of Colletotrichum gloeosporioides, 2667 nucleotides long. RefSeq lists its product as uncharacterized. NCBI's taxonomy places the organism in Eukaryota, Fungi, Ascomycota, Sordariomycetes, Glomerellales, Glomerellaceae. The record is from RefSeq and is a predicted model, not a curated record. Gene Ontology annotation, molecular function: protein binding. The transcript is spliced from 2 exons. The coding region runs from base 1 to 2667 and encodes 888 amino acids.
AUGUCAGAUCCUUUUUCAAUCGCCUCGGGCGUCGUGGGCAUCGUUUCGCUUGGGCUUGAAGUCGUCAAAGGUCUUUACGAGUACUGCAGCACUCUGAAGGACCAGAGUUCCGACAUCGCUCGCAUCCGCGACAGCUUGUUCCGCCUUCACGAUCUGCUCGGUAACCUGAGGAGGCAGCUUGACGCUCGAAGGUUUCAUUCUAACAACAUAAACAUCUUGGCUUGCAUCGAGGGUCGUAUACUUGAAUGCAAAGAAUGCGUCGAGAAGCUGAAGAAAGCGGCCGACAAGUUUAAUCAUUCUCAAGACAAUGGUUUCAGGGCUGCUUUGAAAGCAAAAGUGCGACGAGCUACAUACCCUUUUCAGCAGAACACGCUACAGAAGCUUGAGGGAAAUGUUGACAAGAUCUGCCAGCAUGUGCUUUUCUCGUUGCAGCUACUACAGAACGAAGAUACCAGCAGCAUUCGCAAUAAUGUUGAGGACACAAAAGAUCUGCUUGAAUCACACCGGGCAAAAGACGUGGCCCAAAACAUCAUCAACUGGCUCAAUGCACCAGAUGCCACUACGAACUUCAUCAUUGCUCGGGAAAAGUCGCAGCCUGGGACGGGUUCUUGGCUCAUUGAUGACUGGCGCUUCAAUGCUUGGUUUGAACAAGAGAAGUCGUUUUUGUGGCUCUAUGGCUUCGCCGGCUGUGGCAAAUCGAUCUUAUGCUCCACGGCCAUCCAACACAUUCUCCAGUACCAGAAGUCUACACAGGAUAAGAAUUCCAGCCAAAUUAAUGGUGUUGCCUUCUUCUUCUUCGCUUUCGACGAUACUGGGAAACAAGAUGUUUUCAGGUGGGUUGACUGUCAACUACGAGAAAUCGCUGUCUGCCCUCGAACAGAAGAACAUCUUGAUAAACUCCUUACUUCGCUUCCCCGAACAUUGGAUGAUACCUAUGAGAGGAUGCUUCUUGCAAUACCGCCCGCCUCUCAAGAUUACGCCGAGCAGAUAUUAAUGCUGCUAUGCUGCGCCAAGAGAAAUUUGACCAUAGAGGAGCUCAUCUAUGGGAUGGCAGUUGAUCUCGAUCCAGUUGGGUCAAAGUCCGACGAUACCGACGCAAAAGAUGCCGAAUCAGACCAUGUUGGCUCAGACAGUCUCUUUUUGGAUAGCCUCCACCCGGUGGCAGUAUUCAAAGACAAACGGAGAUUGCAUGAUGCAGAUGCUGUUCUUGAAGUUUGUCCUGGCUUUAUUGAACUUUAUGAGGGCCGUGAUGCGAAUCGGGAGGAGACUUUAUAUGUACGACUCGCGCACUUCUCAGUUCAGGAGUACCUCAAAUCGGACCGCAUUAAGGAGCGGGAAAAUGUCGCUCAAUACCAAAUGCGAGAACAAGACAUGAACACCAAGGCAACAUGGAUUUGCCUGGCCAUCUUGGAAAAGUUCUCAGCCGCAGUGCAAGCAAACGAUUCCUAUACAAGUAUAUGGUCCUGCGAGCCCGAUACGAAAAUCAUGUACAUGUACCCUUGGGCGUGCUAUGCGGCGAUAUUUUGGCCAGAUCACUUCCGAGAAAGCAAACAAAUACCGCCAGAAGCUGUAAGCGCAAUGCUUCGGUUUCGCCCCCACGCUGUACAAUUUUCCGCUUAUCUUGGAGGCAGAGGUUUCUUUGGGGAUAAUCUUCUUCAGUUUGCAAUUCAUUACGGACUGUCCUCGGUGGUGUCUGUCAUACUUCAGGAUCCCACCACAGACAUUAACGAAAUCACCGGCGGCACCACAGCCUUGUUUGUUGCGGCAAAAGCCCAUGAUAUGGAGCUCGUGCGGUGUCUUCUGGACCGUGAUGCCGAUGUCAAUGGCUACGACGGAGGUGCACUGACGGCGGCGGCAAGAACAGGCCAGGUAGAUAUGGCCAAGCUUUUUCUCGAUCACGGUGCCGAAAUUAAUGCCAGCGCUGGGGAGGCAUUGGACGCGGCAGCGGAAGUAGGUGAUAUAGAAAUGGCGAGAUUCCUCCUCGAAAACGGUGCCGAAAUCAAUGUCAGCGGUUCAGAGGCGCUGCAUAUAGCAGCUUGGGGAGGCGGUUUAGAAAUGGCGAAGCUUCUUCUCGACCACGGUGUCGAAAUCAAUGCCGGUGGGUCAGAGGCACUGGCGUCGGCAGCUUGGGGAGGUCAUUUCGAAAUGGCGAAACUUCUCCUCGAAAGCGGUGCCGAAAUUGAUGCCAGCGGCUCAGAAGCACUGCACAUGGCAGCUUGGAGAGGCCACUUAGAGAUGGCGAAACUUCUUCUCGAGGGCGGUGCCGAUGCUAACCUCACAGAGGAAUCUAGGAACCAAACUGCUUUGUGGUCGGCUGUGGGGUCCAAGGAGCUUGAGUUCGUCCGUCUGCUUCUCGAGUACGGCGCUGAGGUCAACCAUCGUGAUGAUUCCGGCCAGACCGUCCUGCACAAAGCUGCUGCGCAGAUUGGGUAUGAGGACGGAGUGCAGUUCCUCCUGGAACAUGGCGCCAAGGUGAACAUCGCCGACAGCCAUACAGGUAGAACUGCACUCCACGAAGCUGCGGAAUCUGGCAACGAGAAAAUUGCGCGGCUUCUUUUGGAAGCGGGGGCGGAUCCAAAUGUAGUGGAUAAGUUUGGUAACACCGUCCUGUCGUUGGCCGCUAAGAGGGGUUGUCAGGACUUGGUGACCUUUGUUUCGGAUCUCUAA